AUGAAUACAAGUCAGCGUUUCAGUGAUUUAUUAUGGAUGCCGCACAGCCAGCAUAAAAUAUCCAAAUCUUGGGAAAAUCCUAACAUUUGCUUGAAUGUUUGGUGUCAUCGUGUUGGCAUUCCAGUGGAUCCUCUUUGUAGCGCAGCCUUAGAGAACCUUGGUUUUUAUCAAAUUGCAAAAAUGACGAAAAUCAAUGUCGACAAAUAUUUGAUAUCAGCAUUGGUCGAGCGUUGGCGGCCUGAGAAAAAUAGUUUUCAUUUACCUGUAGGAGAAAUGACCGUUACACUACAAGACGUGAGUUGUUUGUGGGGGUUGCCUAUCCAUGAUAAACCACUUAUUGGCAAAGCUGAUGCUGCAUGGUCUGGAUGA
Molecule: messenger RNA, 369 nt
Organism: Triticum turgidum subsp. durum (durum wheat)
Lineage: Eukaryota; Viridiplantae; Streptophyta; Magnoliopsida; Poales; Poaceae
Source: the annotation of a GenBank genome assembly